CUAAUUUUUAAAAUGGCGGGUUCGGACAAAAGAAAAGAUUUUAUGGCUGAAGACUACGAGCCAGUUAAUAUUGACAAGUGGGACGGGAAUGCUGUCAAAAAUAGUAUAGAUGACAACAUUAAAAAUUUAUUAAAGAAGGAAUAUAAUUACACCGAAGACUUCACCCUAGUUGAUCAGCGAUUGAUUCUGUGUACUGUUGCUUGCCUUCUCUCCCUCUUUGCAGUCGUGUAUGAUUAUUUCUAUCCAUUUCCAUCGUCGAAAUAUGUACUGGCAAGCUGCUCAAUUUCUUAUUUUGUAGUUUCUGGCUUAUUGACAUUGUUCAGUUCAUACAGGGAAAAGAAUAUAUUCAUGACCGGAGUACAGAGAGGAAUAGCAGGAUUGGGUCCAAAUGAUUACAUAUAUGUCUCUUCCUCACUGCCCAAGUACAGUCACAUGUACACGCUCCAGUUUAAAUUUAUUGAUGGGAAAAAUAAUAGAGAGACCACCAAAAGCAUUGAAAGGUCAAUCACUGAGUGGUUUGAUGAGGAUGGAAACCUCCUAAUGGAAAGGUUGUACAAUGAUGUACACCCACUGCAUACUCAAGUAUUGAAACCAGAGAAGCAGGAAUGAGGAGGAGGGGAACUCUGUGAAUAACAUCAAAAUUGAUAACAUUAAUUUUGAUCAUUAUUAAUCAUCAAGUUAACAUUAAUGAUUCUGAUUUCUUCUUUUUUGGCAAUAAAAACAAUAACUUCUAAGAAAAA
Messenger RNA from Amphimedon queenslandica, 740 nucleotides. RefSeq names its product probable signal peptidase complex subunit 2. Gene Ontology annotation, biological process: protein targeting to ER. The coding region runs from base 13 to 609 and encodes 198 amino acids. The transcript is spliced from 6 exons. The record is from RefSeq and is a predicted model, not a curated record. Gene Ontology annotation, cellular component: membrane; signal peptidase complex. NCBI's taxonomy places the organism in Eukaryota, Metazoa, Porifera, Demospongiae, Haplosclerida, Niphatidae.